This is a messenger RNA of Microdochium trichocladiopsis, 2640 nucleotides long. RefSeq lists its product as uncharacterized. The transcript has 4 exons. The record is from RefSeq and is a predicted model, not a curated record. NCBI's taxonomy places the organism in Eukaryota, Fungi, Ascomycota, Sordariomycetes, Xylariales, Microdochiaceae. Gene Ontology annotation, cellular component: plasma membrane. The coding region runs from base 1 to 2640 and encodes 879 amino acids. Gene Ontology annotation, molecular function: calcium-activated cation channel activity.
AUGCGGCAUCCAGUGCUUAUCGCGCAGUGGCACGAUGUACUCGUGCCCCAACUCGGGUCGUUCGCCAAGUCAGACGACGAUGACCCCAAACGGCCUUCCUCAUUUGUGGCCCUUGCUGCAGUCUUCUUACCCGCGUUUGCCUCAGCUCUGCUCUUUCUUGCCAUCUUCGCCAUCAUCCGGCCUUACUUUCGACGACUGUAUUCACCCAGAACAUACAUAGAUUCCAUCCCUGAAAAAGAUCGCACCCCAGCCUCAGCCACUGCACGCCUGGCAUGGAUCAAGACACUCUGGAACCUCGGCGACAAGUUCGUCUUGGAGCACUCGUCUCUUGACGCUUACCUAUAUCUACGUUUUCUGCGCACAAUCAUCACGAUCUGCAUCGUGGGGACUGUCAUCACAUGGCCCAUUCUCAUGCCUAUCAAUGCCGCUGGCGGGGGUGACGCCGCGGAGCUCGACAAGGUCGGCUUCGGCAAUGUCCAUGGCCGCAAGCGUUUGUACGCGCAUGCUGUGGUGGCAUGGGUGUUUUAUGGCUUCGUCAUGUUUCUCAUUGCGCGGGAGCGCAUCUGGCUGAUUGGCGUCCGGCAGGCUUGGCACUUGUCGAAAGCCAAUGCUAGUCGGCUGUCAUCGCGCACAGUCUUGUACCUGGAUCCUCCGACCGAGGCACCCCAGAACGAGGAUGUAAAGGCGACAUUCGGGGCGGACGCCGAGCAGCAAUGGGUCGUUGUGCCUACCUCCAAGCUUGACGCUACCGUAGGAAUACGCAACUCGACACUGCAGAAACUCGAAUCCGCCCAGACCGGCUGGAUCAGCAAGGCUGCCAAGGAGAACAGCAAGAGGACAAGAUCGAGAUCCCACGGUGGCCGUCAUCUCAAUCAUGACGAGGUCAACUCCCUCCGCCCUCGCCCUCGGACUCGUCACCUCCUUGGCGACCAGGUCGAUUCCAUCACCGCAUUCAGGUCCAGGGCAACAGAUCUGGUGCAAUCUGUCGACUCAUUGCGCGCAAACUACUCGAUAGAAGCCAAGAAGGGGCGCUCGGCCAUCUUUGUGGCCUUCAGAGACCAGACGGCUGCCCAGCACGCAUACAAGAAGAAGCCGAAAACUGUGCUCCCGGUGCCCAGAAACUUGACUGUUCAGUCGAAACUGAUUGGUGUGACGCCAAAGGAGAUCUUAUGGCACAAUCUCACCAUGACGCACCCGGAGCGUUUGUCAGCGAUGUCCUUUGCCAACUCUUUUGUCAUUGCCUUGAUUGUUGUUUGGUCAAUACCGUCUUCUAUCAUCGGGUCAAUCUCCAACAUCAGCUACCUCAAGGACAAUGUCGGAUGGUUACAUUGGCUAGACAGGUUGCCUCCAUCGGUGAUCGGAAUUUUGACUGGACUGGUUCCUCCACUAGUCACAAGCACCAUAUCCUCAUACGUGCCCAUAUUCAUGCGCUAUAUUGCAAAGAAAUCAGGCGAGCCCACUACGGUCUCUGCGGAGCUUCAAGUGCAGACCUGGUACUACCUAUUUCAGGUGACUCAGGUCUUCCUGGUGACCGCUCUAUCGUCUUCUGCGAUGACCUUUGUGCCCGAGCUGCUCCAGCAUCCUGCUGACGUCCCCAAGCUACUCGCGGACAAUCUGCCUAGCUCAUCAAACUUUUACGUCACGUAUUUCGUCCUCCAAGGCCUAGCUUUUGCGGCCAAGAACAUCCUGAACUACUCGGAUCUAUUUCAGUACCUUUUUUACGAGAGGUUUAUCAACAAGACUCCUCGCGCCAAGUAUGAUCAAUACACGAGCCUGAAGGGCAUCAGCUGGGGCAAGGUCUAUCCCAAGUUCACGAAUUUUGCCAUCAUCGCCCUGGCAUACUCGUGCAUCUCUCCUCUGGUCAUUGGCUUUGCCGCUCUCGGACUCAGUCUCUUUUACUUUAGCUAUCUUUACAACCUCACCUUCGUGAUUCAGGCAAAGCUAGAGACCAAAGGGAAGUGCUACACCCGAGCCCUCCAGCAGAUCUUGACGGGCAUCUAUGUAGGAGAGUUAUGCUUGAUCGGCCUGUUUGGUUUGCGGAAGGCCACAGGUCCGCUGGUCAUGCUCGUCAUUUUAUUCGUUGGCACCAUCAUAUACAAUAUCGUGCUGAAUCGAUAUCUGAACCCGCUCGAAGACCACCUCCCCGAGAAGCUCCUUCGCACUGACACCGAAGAAAACGAGUCCCUUUUAGCCGCAGCGGAGCAAGGUGAAGCCGUUUCGGACGAGCAAUCCCGCCUGCAAAGAAUUGGCAGAGACCUUCGUGUCCCUAGUCAGAUCCGGGAUCCGAUCGCGCAAUUCUUCGAGCCACAUAUCUAUGCUUCGCAUAAAGCCAUGGCUGUAUUUCUCGGCCUGGCAGACGAGUCUACGAAUGUGGUCGAGUACAAGCAGGAGACGCUGCGCAACGCCUACCUAAACCCGAGCCUGACGUCGGAGCCUCCAACUGUUUGGCUGCCAAAUGAUAGCCACGACAGUGGCGACACAGCUGGGCUGGGCUUGAGCAAGGAGGAAAUACGCGAGAAUGAAAGCGUGGGAAUCAAGACGGUCGAUGAUGGUGCUUGGAUCACAAAGAAUGGGCAGGUCAAGUUUGCUGAGGAUGAUUUGAGAAAUCUGCCUACUUGGAAAGAUCCUGUGGCAUUCUGA